AUGAAUUUAAAUGUUUUUUUAUUAUUCAUUUUUUUAUUUUUAGUUAAUAAUAGUUUUGUAUAUUCAUCACAGGAUGAAGAUUGCUUAAAAGUAUUAUUGACCAAAUUAUUUAAUAUUAAAGAUGUUAAAUUAUGUGACAACUUUAUAGAUACUUCAUAUUAUCGUGGUAGCUGUUAUAGAGAUACAAAUACUCUCCAAAGUUUGACUCUCAAUGGGGAUUCACAAAAUCCCAAUAGUAAUCUAUUCAUGCCAUCUUUGGUAUAUAGCGAUCUAAGCUGUUUUGAAAAUCUAGAUAUUUUAAUUUUAGAAUUUAUGGCAAUAAAAAAAGAUGCAUUUGGAGCAAAUGAUCAAAAAAAUGUAGCAAAUUCAAUUUAUUUAACCUCAUGUUUUUUUAAUGAUGGAAGAAUAGUAUCAGAAAAUUCUUUUUUGCCCAAAGGUAUAAACAGUUUAACUAUUUAUUUAAAUUCAUUUUCAAAUUUUAAUGAAUUAGGUUUUAGAUCUAUUAAAAACCUAAAAAAUAUAUAUAUUGACUAUGUUUUAAAUUUAGACUCAGAAUUAAAUACAUACCCUAAAUAUAUAAAUGAUUUGCAAGGUAUAGAAAGCAAUUUUGAAAAUUUCUAUAUAGUUUCAAAUGAAGUCCCAAAUUUUACCGAUCUAAAGGUAUCCUAUUUCUAUUUAACUAUUGUAGGGGAUUUAUAUUUACCAUCAAUUCAUAAUUUUGGUUCUCUAAAUCAAAUUGAAAAUUUUACUUUUUCAUAUAAUGGGGAAAUAGAAUUUCCCAGACAAUUACUUUCAAACAAUAAAAUAUCCUAUAUAUAUCUAUAUUGUGACUUAAAAACCCCAACAGAGUACAUAAUCAUACCAAACACAGUUUAUAGUUUUAGAUUCCUAUCGAGAAACUCAAAAUUCAAUAUCAAUGGAAAACUACCAUUUAUUUUUCCAGAUAAUAUGACUUAUUUGAAUUUACAUGGUUUAGGUCUUGUUGAAUUCCCAAUUUUACCAAAAAAAAUUCAAAGGCUAUACAUUAGUGGUAAUAAUUUUAGUUUAAAUAGUCCAAAAACAUUACCUGAUCUUUCAACCUACGAAGGUUUAAAUGAAGUUAGCUUUUAUGAAACUGGCUUCUGUGGACCAAUUCCCGAAAGCUAUUGUUCAUUUAAAACCUCGUUAACAUAUAAUAAUUUAAAUGGAACCCUUCCAAUGUGCAAAACUUGUUAUUUAGAUAUAACUGUUGAAGAAUUUAAAUAUAAUCCUAAUUUACGUUUUGGGGUUUGUGACGAAAGUUCUAUCAUUCCUAAUUUAGACAUAUCUUUUGAAAAAGAAAUAACUUUAUAUGGAGAGAAUUUAGGAUGGUUGGUACCCUUUGUUUUCAACUACCCAAAUAUAUUUUCAAUGGUAAAAGGAAACUCAAUGUUUAAAGCAAAGUGGGAUGAAAAUUAUGGUCAAAUCCCAGAUUCAUUAGUAAUAAUGUUACCCCCUAGAAACUUUACAUUUAAUACUAAAAAUGUUUUACCAUCGCUAAAUAAUAUUACGAAAUCAAAUAUCCAAUUUACUUUUGAAGGCUCAAACUUUUCAUAUAACAAAAAGGAUUUUGAAAUUAAAAUUGCAAAUGAAAUUUGUUUAAUUUCAUACAUAAAUUUUAAUAAAAUUAUUUGCAAUUUCCCAAACCAAAAAGUAUUACCUGCAAAAAAUGAUGCCCCAGCAACUAUAAAGAAUACUAGAUCUGGUGAAUUCAUUUCAUUUGCUAUAAAUACCCUGGAAGAUAAAACAACAGUUGCAAAAGAAUGCCCUAACCAAUGUUUAGAGGGUAUUUGUUCAAUUAACACUGGUGCAUGUAUAUGCAAUCCUGGUUAUAGUGGUGAAAUUUGUAGCCCCAUACCAUGUAAAUCUGACUGUGGUACUCCAGAAGGUAGAGGCGAAUGCGAUGAUAAAGUGGGUAUUUGUGUUUGUACACUAAAAUGGAAAGGUGAAUCUUGUGAUAUACCAAAUCAAUUUUUAACAUCAGCUUCAUCAACAUUGUCCUCGGGCGGUUUGGUUGAUUUAUUUGGUUGGUUUGGAUUACCAAAUGAAGGUUUAGCAAUUACAAUUGGUUCUUUAAAUUGUCAAAAACAUUAUUUCAAUACAACUUUUGCAAAUUGUACCAUUGGCGCUGGUUCAGGAACUAAAUCAAUAAAGAUUAUUCAAAACAAUCAAAAGUGGAUAGGUGAAAAUAUAUUCCACUAUAUAGAAACAACAUAUAGAUGUCCAAAAGAUUGUUCUUUAAAUGGAGUGGCAAAUGGUGAAUGCAAUAAUUCAUCAGGUCAAUGCAAAUGUUUUAGUGACUGGGGUGGAUAUGACUGCAAUUCAAAAUCGACAACUGGCGGUUCAACAUCAUCUAGUACUGGAUCAUCUACACCAUCACUUGAAAUUCCUAAAUCAAAUACUACAAUCAUUAAUGGAAUAAGUUCUAUUAGCAACCAACAAACAAAAUACGAAAUAUCAAUUUUCUCGCUAAUAGAAUAUGAUGUUACUAAUAAAAUAGUUUUUACCCAUAACCUAACUAAUAAAUGGAUCGGCAUAGGAGAUACUGGUAAAGAUAUUCAUAAAUUUAAACAAAAUAUUUCAGAAACAUGCAUAAUAACAUAUAUUAUUGAAGAUAUCAAAGAAUCGAGAGAUUAUGAAUUUGCGGGUUUACAAUUAUCUUUAGAAAAAGAUUCUAUAAAAAUAACAAUAACCAUCGAUAACUAUCCAUUUAAAAGUACAUUGAAUAAGCUACAACUCAGAUUAGAAUCUUUGGUAGGAGAUGAUGGUACAAAUAUUGCAAAUAAUGAAUGUAACAAAAAAGAAACAUCAAUCGAUAAAGACUUAAUAGAUAGUAAUCAAUUAUUGAACUAUAUAACUAUUUCAAGAAAUGAAAAAGUAUUAAAUGGUAGAUUUAUAAAUAGAGUAUUAAGUGAUCACAGACAGUCAUUUGUUACAACAUCAUUAAUUUCAAAUUCUACAACAACAUCAAAUAAAGAAUCAUUUAUUAUAGGAUUAAAUUUACCCUAUUUCACUGAAUCAUUAACUAUCGAUCCAGAUUUUUCAGUACUAGUAUCCCCAUCGUUCAAGAAAUGCAAAUCAAUUGAUAAUGCUAAUUGGGUGUUACCUGUUGCCAUUGUUGUACCUUUAGUUGCUGUUGUAGCCUUUAUAAUAAUGAGUGCUAUUAUUUACAAAAAAAAUCGUACCAUGGUUUUAUUGGUUAAAAAUAAAUUCAAACUCAGGUCAUUAUAA
Dictyostelium purpureum is the source of this 3249-nucleotide messenger RNA. RefSeq lists its product as uncharacterized. The transcript has 8 exons. Bases 1 to 3249 code for a protein of 1082 amino acids. NCBI's taxonomy places the organism in Eukaryota, Evosea, Eumycetozoa, Dictyosteliales, Dictyosteliaceae. The record is from RefSeq and is a predicted model, not a curated record.